UUUAUAAUGAAGUUAUUUAUAGGGAUCCUCCUAGUUUUUCUAUUGUCAUCUGCUGCAGCUGAGCAGAGCAUAAAGGGAUACUUGAAAGAGGGAUUUGAGCCUUAUAGCGAUAAAGGCCCAGAAGACGAAGACUUUAAGAAACCAUUCAGUGUCAUCUGUAAAGACAAAGGAUACGCUUUUGAGACCCAUAAAGUGCUCACAGAUGAUGGCUAUUGGCUUACCAUGUUCAGAAUUCCUGGAGCUAAGGGAGAGACUAGAGAUGAAGCUAUCGCCAAGAAAAAGCCAGCUAUUUUCUUACAGCAUGGUAUUCUAGACUCUGCCGAUACCUGGAUCAUGCAUUAUGAAGAGGAAGCCCCUGCUUUCAUUCUUGCUAACGCAGGAUAUGAUGUUUGGCUUGGUAACACUAGAGGCAACAAGUACAGUAGAGAACAUGAAAACUUGAACCCUGAUUACUCUGCAGAUAAGGAGAAAUUCUGGGACUUUAGUUUUGCAGAGAUGGCAAAAUAUGACGUCCCUUCUAACAUUGAUUAUAUCUUAAAGGAAACAGGCAAAAGUAAGCUUGGUGUUAUGGCCCACUCUCAAGGAUGUACUCAGAUGUUCAUUAGAAUGAUCGAAGAGAACGCUUGGUGGAAGAGCAAAGUUGCACUAUUUACUAGUUUAGCUGGAGUUGCAAGAUUAGACCAUUGUGGAUCAACAUUACUCACCACUCUUGCAAGCGGGCAGUUCUUGAUUGAAGGCAUUAAGAAACUCGGUGUUUAUGAAAUGUUCCCAUCUGAAUAUCUUCAGAAUGCUGUCUUCUCCCGUGUUUGUAAAGCUUUCUCAAUUGUAUGCAAGCUUGCUAUCCAACUCGUUGCAGAUGAAGAUGCCGGAUUAGAUGAGGAUAAAAGAAUUAGUACUUUCAUGGGUCACUACCCAUCUGGUUGCAGUCUUAAGAGUCUUGAUCAUUUUGCACAGAUUAUGAAAGCCAAGAGAUUCCAAGACUACGACUAUGGAAAAGCAAAGAACCAGGAGAAGUAUGGAUCCGAUACUCCACCAGAGUAUGAAUUUAGUAAAGUCUCUGGCAACAAAGUUGCUAUGUUCUAUGGUACUGCAGAUCUUCUAGCUACUCCUGGAGACUCAUUAUGGCUAAAGGAACAACUUGGAAGCAACGCCAUUACAUUCUCGGAGUAUAAGCUUGGACACAUGAGUUUCCUCCUUGCAAAGGACAUGAGCUUCUUCGAUGAAGUCAUGGAAGUCCUUAAAGCAAACACUUGGAAAUAACUUUAGCUUCUUUCGAGUUCAUACUUUAAUGAAUUGAGCAAAUUACUUU
Messenger RNA from Moneuplotes crassus, 1309 nucleotides. NCBI's taxonomy places the organism in Eukaryota, Ciliophora, Spirotrichea, Euplotida, Euplotidae. The record is from the annotation of a GenBank genome assembly.